UAACAGCAAAGCUCUCCGUCAUUUCAGCAGCUUUUAGAGAGGCCGGUAAGGAACCUGCACCGAGGGAUAAGAGGUGUCGCUGCAUAAAAUUAGCUCCUAUUGGAGUAAACUCUGUCAUGUGACCACUAAUGGAUGUUCGUCUGUUGAUGCAACAUGCACAAUAAUGGAUAAGUUUGUGAUUAAAAAAGCCAAAACUAAAAGCAAAAGGACUCUUGUUGAUGACACUGGCAGUCCUACAGAGGACCUGACGGGAAAGAAGUGUAGGACUGAAGAGGCUGACGCUCUGCUGGAACAGACUUCUACAUGGAAGAGGAUCCGUGAAGAAAACCUGAACUGUGAUUAUACCUCUCUAUUCAACAAGGCAGAAGCUGAUGAGAUCUUUCAGCAGCUAGAAAAAGAUAUUGUAUAUUUUACAGGCGACUUGAGUAAAGUUCAAGUAUAUGGUAAAUGGCAUAAUGUUCCAAGGAAGCAGGUGACUUUUGGUGAUGAAGGACUGACCUAUACAUUUUCUGGCAUCACAUUGUCUCCCAAACCAUGGAUUCCUGUGCUGAACCUUAUACGGGAGAGAGUACAAUUGGUCACGGGGCACUCUUUCAACUUUGUUCUUAUUAACAGAUAUAAAGAUGGUAAUGACCAUAUCGGUGACCACAGAGAUGAUGAAAAGGAGCUGGUUCCACAAAGUCCCAUUGCGUCUGUGUCUUUUGGAGCUUGUAGGGAUUUUGUCUUUCGACAUAGAGACUCACGAGGCAAAAAUUCUGUGCGUACGAUUGAACCUGUGAAGCUGGAGCUAGAGCAUGGUAGCUUGCUUAUGAUGAACUUCCCAACCAAUGUCUACUGGUACCACAGCCUCCCAGUCAGAAGAAAAGUACUUGCUGCCCGAGUUAAUCUAACAUUCCGUAAAAUGAAGCCACCAACCCAGAGAUGAGCAGAUCAUUGUGAUAGGAAGGAAAUGGGUCAGAGAGUAACCAAGCCGGAUGCAGUUGUGAAUUAAUGGCAAACAGUAUUUUGCAUAGUUUUUACUUGCGUUCAUGUGCUAAUUUCAGAUGAGGGGCCAGUAUUAAAAGGGUUGUCUGAGUUCCUGCCCUGCACCUUCAAUUUAAAGCUAGAUGAGAAGUCACAAAAAGCAUGAAGAUGUCACCGUGUCAAAUGACAUGCUGCUACAAUAGUAAUGGCCGCUGUCAUCAACUGCAGCUAGUCACUACCGAGUGUCUAUCACGGUGGGCUCGACCCAGCGAAUGCUUUGUUUGGUCAUUCUGACAACUGACUGACCAACUGCAGCACACCUCAUUUUGGUUAAAGGGCCCCCUGCUGAUCACCAGAACAGGCAUCUGUGUUUCCCAAGACACACAUGCGUGUCCCCUACAACAUUCAACUCUAUACAGCUAGUGUUGAUAGCAAGCACUUGUAAUUCCACUAUCUUCAGCAGCCUCAGCAUGCAAGUGUGUCUGUCACUGCAUUCAAACAGGGGCCCCAGCAGUCAGACCCCUAGCCUAUCAGACACUUAUCCCCAUAAGUUGUUGUAAUGGGAAAACCUCUUUAAAGCAACCAAAGCACGAUAAAAAGGCAAAUAUAAUCCUUCCCCCACUCAUAGGUUUUCUUUUAGACCGUUUCAUAGAUAUGCCCCAUAGCUCCAGAUUUGGAUAUGGCUGUUGUAGAUACUCAAUGACUUCUAUCACCGGGUCUGUGGAUACUAGACAUGGCUUUUUCUUCAGGCUUCCAGGAUCUAACUCAGAACGAAAGAAAAGUCUUUUGCACUUCUUGGUUCAAGGCAAUAGCCUGGUAGUACCUAGGCACUGGAAACCAUGUUGCUGGCUGCUGAUUCCAAAAUAUAUGCCAAAUACUUUCACAGCUCUCUUCUGUCCUGGCUUAAUUUCAAUGACUCCUAAUUAUAGGGACAUACAUAAAAUCCAAAAGAUUUAUGCAGAUGCGGACCCAUUGACUUGAAUGGGUCUGCGAUCUGCAAAAGAUAGGGCAUGUCCUAUCUUUUGUGGUGCAGA
Bufo gargarizans (Asiatic toad) is the source of this 1997-nucleotide messenger RNA. RefSeq names its product alkB homolog 2, alpha-ketoglutarate dependent dioxygenase (gene ALKBH2). The record is from RefSeq and is a predicted model, not a curated record. The transcript is spliced from 4 exons. NCBI's taxonomy places the organism in Eukaryota, Metazoa, Chordata, Amphibia, Anura, Bufonidae. Gene Ontology annotation, biological process: DNA repair. Bases 164 to 925 code for a protein of 253 amino acids.